Molecule: messenger RNA, 2905 nt
Organism: Daktulosphaira vitifoliae (grape phylloxera)
Lineage: Eukaryota; Metazoa; Arthropoda; Insecta; Hemiptera; Phylloxeridae
Exons: 2
Coding region: 74-1321 (415 amino acids)
Source: RefSeq, a predicted model, not a curated record
UUUAUGAAAAUUACUACGCAAUUUAUGUCACAUAAAAGUAUUUUUUUUUUUAAUAAAAUAAAAAAAUAAAAAGAUGCAAAAAAGUAUUAUUCUUUUUUUUGUAUGUGCUGUUACUUUUAACGAGGUUUAUUCACAAAAUGUGGUAUCAAUUGAUAUCUCUAGGCAAUGCCUACAACUUGUAAGAUUAUUUCAGUUAUUAAUAUAUUAUAAUAAUAUGCCUUAUUGGAGUGAAAUUUUAAAUUAUAUGUCUCAAUAUGGAGAAAAAAUGGCAUAUAUUUUAACUUUAAUAUCGAAACCUGACGUAUGGUGGUUGUGGCAACACAGUAUAUUCGCCAAUACCAUUACAAAUGUUUUAAAGCUAGAAAAUAUUUGUGAUUAUACAGAAUUUGUUGAAGGUACAUUUGAAUCAAAAUUAAAUAGUAUUGAGAAAGCUUUUGCUAUAGUCCAUCAAACAUUAGUAGACUUUAUCCAAAAAAAUGAUGGUACUGUGACGUUAUUUCCUACGUACGAAUAUAAUAAACCUAAUGAGAUCAUUUUCCGUAUUAACUAUGGGAUGAGAAAACUUGAUGAUUUAAUUUUAAAUAAUCUACUCAGUAACCAAUACGACGGGGCCCUAAUUAAAAUAAAGCAUUACACGCCCACCAAUCUAUUCUUGGGACAUAUAGGUCAGAAGCAAGCAGAACUAAUAAAACUUUUAUUGGAAAAUGUUGGAAUUAAUUGGUUUGACACAAUAAAAAUGGUAGAAAUAUUACAUAAAGUUGCUGUUAAUAAAUGGGUGUCAGAAUCUUACACGGAGUUAAAAGAUUAUUAUGAUUCGGUAACUUUGAUAUUAAAAUCUUCAAUUUACGGACAUAUCAGAAUUCAUAGUUCAGCAUUUCAAAAAUAUGUGAAUCGUGAUAUUUCUGUUAUGUUUAAUAAAGGUAAUAUGAAGGAGUUUGUUAUUAAAGACAUGUGGAAGUCAAUGAUUGACACGCUGUCAAAAUUUAUUUCCAAGUUUAAACUAGAAAAAGAUGAAAAUAUGCAAAAUUUAUUUUUAAUACUAUCCAAUUCUAAUUUUAAUAUAAACGACAUAGAUAUAAUCGAAAAAAUAUUGAACUCAGAAUUUGAAAAAAUCAGUACUUUAUCACAUGGCAAUAUAAAAGAAGACAGUAAAAAAUUGAAAGGAAUAUUAGGCCAUAUAUUUACUUUGAAAUCUUUAAUAUCUAUUACUACAACUAAUAAUAUUAAAUUUAUAAAUUAUUUCACAUCAGUCAGUGCAACAUUAAAUGAUAUUAACUUUGAAACAAUAAAUAUAUUUUUUCAAAGUAUUUCUGUGUUAUAAUUUAAAUUUGGAUUUGCUGAAUUAAUAUUUCGUUAAAAGUAUCAUACAAAGAAAGAAUUUAUAAGAUAAAAUAAAUAAACUGAAGUGGAAAGUGUAAUAAUUAUAAUUAUUUUAUUUUAUAAAUAUAUUUGAUAAUAGAUGUUUGUUUGUAUUCUUUAAAUAUGUUUUAAAUAUUCUAUAGCAGUGAUAAUUAUUAUAGUUGAUAUGAUCAUAUCUAUGAAAGUGUUUGCAUAAGACAAAGGGUUUGGAUAUACCCUUUUGUAUUGUAGAUAUUCAUAAAUGUUCAAUCAAAUUUAAAUGUUGUAUUGACUAUGAGUAUUAUGAAUAUUUUUAUAAUUGUAGUUUUCAAGAAAAAAAUUAAUUUAAUAGACUUAUAUCUAUUGCACAAUGUAUCAAUUUAUUCAUUUGUCUAUUGAAUUUUCAAUUACAAUAAAUAUCAUAUAAAUUUAUGUAUAUAUUGUCAUUUGGCAUGAUAAAACUCCUUAGUAAAAAAAAAUGAAAUAUAUAUUAUAGAUAGUGUAUUUUUUAGGAUAUCAAAAAUGUUAUCUUUAAUUUUUUAUACAUAGAAGGUUUUUCAUGCUAUGUGACGCAAUAUAUUAUUUUUUAUAAAUGUAUAAUUUGUUAUUUAAAAUUUAAAUUUGCUUUAGACUUGUAAAAAAUAAGUUAUGAAAACAAAUGUGACGUGAGAAAUAUAUUUUAUUAUUUAUCACUUACUUCAUUAAAAAAUUUAUCAUUUGAAUCGCGUUAAUUCAUUGUAUAAUUAUUUUUUUAUUGACGGGUUUAAGUUAAACGUCAGGAAUUGAUUUUUAUACCUUUAAAUUUACAAUGCAAACAUGGUUCAUUAAUUUAUGUUUAAUAUUUUCAUUAACAUUUUUAUUAUACUGCUCACUAGCAGUGAUAAAUUCUUGUUCUCGAAAUACACUUCCAGUUACAGUCGCUGAACAAUAUUUUCGCAUAUUUGAUAUGCUAAAAAAUUUGUAUAUAUUGAAACAUUCAAUGCUUUAAUUUUGGAUAAAACUGUGAUUGUUUUUAAUGAUUGUAUACAGGUUGUUUUUGUUAUCGUGUAUAAUUUAAUUAUUCGAAAAAUAAUAAUACUAUUGAAAAUUUUAUUGGGUUUUUUUUCAUGAUGAACAGGGUUGUGAAUUAAUCAAAAAAAGGUUACUAAAAACAACCCAAUAAAAUGUUUAACGGAACAAAACAAUUUAAGGAAAUGCGAAAGAUGGAGAAACAAUUCAUUUUUUUAUUCAAAUCUAUUUUGUACUACUCAAAAAAAAUUUUAGGAAAAAUUUAAAUAAUUUAUUUUAAUUGUUUAUAACUCUUAAAGUUUGUUAAUAAGUCACAUAUAUUUGUAUUUUAUUCUAUAAAAAUAGGUCAAUUAUUUUAUAUUACCUAAAAAUAUCAAUUUCCAAUAAAAGAACAGUUCAUGAUUUACAAUUUAUGGCUCAAAUAGGCCAUCUUAAGUUUGUCUUGACGAUACCUUUGCGCCGUAGAUACAAGUCUUAUUACUAGGCUAUUGUGCACUUAUGAUAAAAAUCCCGAAAAUUUUCCUUAAAAGUUGAAAACGUAAAGUGAGGCAGAGGAAAA